GAAAGAGAGAGAAAACAGAAAACAGAAAACAGAGAGAGACGCCCCGUCGAGGGCGCGCGUUCGCACCUUCUUCUCUUCUUUAUUCUUCGUCUUCGUUGUCUCCGUCAUCCUCUUCGAGGAUCAAUCGAGGAUUCUUCCUUCUUUCGCGAGUCGAGGCCCGCUCGAAGGACCGUCGAUCGACGGGGUCCUCGCGUACGUUUUCUCUAAAACCGAUAUCGAAACAUAGACACAUAGAUAGAGAGAAAGAAAGGAAGAGAGAGAGAGAGAGAGAGAGAGAGAGAGAGAGAGAGAGAGAGAGGAAGAGAGAAAGAUAGAAAGACGUGUGACCGUUUGUAGUGCAGUGCCUCGUCCAUGUGAACACGAUGACAACCACUAUUAUUACUAUUAGUACUACUAUUGUUGCUACUAUUAGGAUGACGACAAAGACGACGACGUUUUGCUUGCUCACGCGGAAAGUCUGUGAUAGUCGAUGACAGCGACGCCAUUGCUCGGAUUAAACGGACACAGACGGCCGAGGAUCGUGUUCCGGGAAUCGUCUUGAUUGGAAGAUCCGAUGACCGAAGGACCAAUAUUCGAGCCAACAUGCCAGUCGGAUGCCAGUGAAGAAGAAGUGUCCUCUACCUGUAACUAAUUAAUAUGUUACUUAGCUAGUUGAAUUAGUAAGUGAUAUGUUUGAUCUAUAUCUUCGCGGUGACUGUGGAUGACACUGACGUGAUAGGAAUUUCUAUCAACUGAAACGGCGCGAGUGAAUUUCGUUUUUAUUUUUCAAUCCUCGUGUUUUCGGAGGGUGGAAAAAGGUAGAAAAAAAAGUUAAUAAGAAAGAAAUAAAAGAGAUAAUUACCAUUCGAUUUGCUCGCACCUCCGUCCUUUCUUCUUUGUUUUUUCCUCUCUUCACGCGUAAAGAAAGACAAACGGAGUGUUAAUUUAUCUUAGAAUUCAUUCAGCGAGAAGUAUUCUUUCGCUUGCGGUUUAUUCUCUCGUGAUCUAUCGAUCUUUCGGGAGUGAAGUGAAACGGGACGUUCUUCAAAAGAGGAAAACGAUCGGAAGUAGUAGAAAGGGAGCGAGUAGUAAACGGGCGAGUGCAGUGACUGACUUACAUCGAGAACGCCAACCUGCAAUCAAGGUUCAUGGUUUUCAUGGAGGAGAGCGAGCUCUCGAGCAAGCGGUGGGCUAGUGCGCCCCGCCGCCCGGACAGCCCCUGCGUCCUGGGGGCACCGACGUCUAGGGAGGCGGCGGGACCGCCGGUGCAGCUGGAACCAGUGGACCUGUCCGUGAAAACUCCCGUGGUGUUGCAGGUGCCUCGGUAUAAUCCAGCGGUGAUAAUUAGUGCCGCUGCAAGAAGAGUACCUUCACCAUCGACAACGCCUACACCACCGCCAGCAUCUCUUUACGUCUCUUCAACCGUGUCGCCAACGUUGCCAUCAUUGGGAGAAGCAGCAUGGGAAAGGGAACAGGAACGAGAUCGGGAAAGAGAGAGGACACGAGAGAGGGAACGCGAAAGAGGACGAGAUAGGACUGCCGAGAAUGAGAGGGAACGACAACAGGAACGGGAGAGUGCGAUCAGGGAGAGAGAAACGCGAGAUCGAGAGAGAGAACGAGAUCGCGAUCGUGAGAGACAAAGGGAAAGGGAAAGAGAAAGGGACGUAGCCGUUUGCGUUAUGGAACCACCCGACCCAGUAUUCGUAUCAUCCCCUGCAGCACUUCUCGCUUUGCAAAGGAUAAAGGAGGCAUCUCUUGUCUUUCACAAACGACCAACGUUGGCGAGUGGCAUCGGAUUGAGCAGUAGAGCCAAUGCCGGCGUGGGUGGAAACGGAGCUAGUUUAGGGGUCGACAGUGAGUGCGGCGACGCGUUGAAAAGGCGCAAGGUUCACAGAUGUGACGUAGCAGGCUGUGACAAGGUCUACACUAAAAGUUCCCACCUGAAGGCACACAAGAGAACUCACACCGGAGAAAAACCGUAUCAAUGCACAUGGGAAGGUUGCACGUGGAAGUUUGCACGUUCGGACGAGCUUACGAGACAUUAUCGCAAACACACCGGCCAAAAACCGUUCAAGUGCCAUCUUUGUCAGCGAUCGUUUUCUCGGAGCGAUCAUCUCUCUCUACAUAUGAAGAGGCACUGAUAAGCUAACGUCCGAACAUGACAAAGAUAGAUAUUACGAGAAGAAGAAUAGAGAAAGAGAGAAAGAGAGAAAGAGAGAAAGAGAGAGAGAGAGAGAGAGAGAGAGAGAGAGAGAGAAAAGAACGGUGGAUAGCGGAAAGAAGAAAAGGAUGCUGUUGAGCUCAAACUCAUCGACGCAACCACCGAAAAAAAAAGAAAAAGAAAAAAAAAUCAAUAUUUAAAGACUACGACGACGGAAACGACGAUUUUUACAUCGGGACCUGAAGAGCUUAGGCACUAAUUUAGGAUAGUCGUCUCGUUAUGAACGACAAAGCCUGGCCGAAUGAAACUAGAGAAGAAAGUUGAAGAAUUUUUAGAUUGUUCGUUUAGACUUAGAGCUUUUUCUAUAUUUUUUUCUUUCCUUUUGGUUUUCUUUUCUUUCUUUUUUUUCUCAUUUUGUUUAUUUUUUCUUCUCGCUCUCUUUCUUUCUCUCUCUCUCUCUCUCUCUCUCUCUCUCUCUCUCUCUCUCUCUCUCUCUCUCUCUCUAUCUAUCUCUCUGUCUCUAUCUGUCUCUAUCUAUCUCUCUGUUUCUAUCGCCUUUCAACACGACGAUUAUCUCACGCGAUGAUUAUCAUACUUCUCGACAUAUUUUUCUUUUUUUUCUUCUUUUUCCCUUCCAACUCCGAUAUUAAAAAUAUUUUCCCAUUCGAUUUUUGUUUCUCUCGCCAAUCAAAUUCCUACGUAGUUACAUAUUGCACAUCGCUUUUCAAUUUUAUCCGUAUCAAUUCGGCCUUUUAUUUUUUCUUCUUUUCUAUUUUUUUCGUUCCUUUUCGAAAUCUCCUACGUUCUCGUUUCUCGAGACACUGUCGUCGUAAACUCACGACGAGUAGAACGAGUUAAAGUUAUGCUGAUAUUAAAUUAUAUUGACGUAGGUUAAAAAAAAAAGAAAAGAAGAAGGAAAAAAAACAGAAAAUAGAAAAAGAUGAGAAAAGAGAAAAGCGAAAAUGAAAUGAAGUUGUUCGCAAUGUUUAAAGAGAAAAAUUUGCAAAAAAAAAUAUCAUCGAUAGGCUAUUAACUAUAAUACAUAACAUCGAUCAUUAUGCACAAAGAAUUUCGCGUUUAGAAACGGACAAUCAUUUGCGUUUCGUUGAACGAAAGAUUAGAAGACAUUCUAAAAGGUCAGUAUUAUAAGUGCAUUAAGCAAUAUCGUCGUGGCAUUAAAUCAAUGCUUCUUCGUAUAUAUACAAUACAUAUACAUAUAUAUAUACACACACACACACACACACACACACACACACACAUAUAUUUUUUUUUAGUCGUACGCUCUUCGAUCGUUCGAAAGGAUUUUUUUUUCUUUUUUUUUUUUUAACAACAAAGAGCAAGGACGACGUAGGCGUUAAUUCGUCGAACGAAUAAUUUUUAAUAGCCUCACGUCAAGGUGCCAAAUAUAUAUACAUGUAUAUAUAUAUAUAUAUAUAUAUAUAUAUAUAUAUAUAUAUAUAUAAAGAAAAAAGGAAAAAAAAUAUACUAAAGAAUAAUAAUAAUGGUGCAAGGAUUUUAUACGUACGCGUUUAAAAUUGUUAAAAUUAAAUAAUCGAUUGUAAUAUAAGAUAAGAGACGCUCAUAUCAGAAUUUUGUAUGAUCACGAAAUAAUAUUUUAAAAUUUCGGACAGCAUCCUUAAAUGAUGAUAGUGAUCGAUAAUUUUGGAUAAAUGGUAACGGCAGCCUUGACGUUAAAGCCUAAUUAAACAGCUUCGUUUAGCACGAGAGAGAUAAAACUCGAAUGGGGGGAUCAUUCGACUUUGCGCUUCUAACUUAUGGAUCGCAAAUAUCACGGGACCUCGCAAAUCAGCACGCAUUUACUCGCAACUAUUUUGUGCUUAGAGAUAAAAGAUUUCGAUGAUAAGAGGAUGAAUAAGAUAGAUCGAAUAAAAAGAUUGGUCGAAAGAGAUUCGAUCUGAUUGCAAUUGUUACGUUGACGAAACGGAUUGAUUUCCUUUUUAUUUCGCUAAUACGCUAAUUACGUUCAAUACGUAAAUUCAAUAACGAUAACGACGACGAGGACUCUGACGGGGACUAUGACGAAGACUAUGACGACGACGAUGAUAAUGACGAGUACGACGGUCGAUGGUAAAUUAACAUUGUUACGUGUUGUAUUCCGAUAGGUAAUAGUGCCUUCUAAGAUUAAGGAUGAGAACGCUGCGUUAGGCCUUAAGUAUUACUGCUAGUGCCUUAAGUCACGCGAAUCUUCGUGCUUGUACACCUUUCAUAAUCCGACCCUUCGAAUCCUCGCCCGAAGGAACGACGGGCAAAAUCUUCACAACUCGUAUGCGUUUAAACGUCUUCUCGAUACGAGAGUCGCAAAUCGUGCUCGAACUUUCACUCCUCGUGACUCGCUGUACCGUGGUGUCUACUAGUUCGUCGAUCGAUCUGUCAUCGAAACUCGAAAAAGUUAUUUUGUUUGCUAACUGUUCUAAUCUUAACGCUUUUCAAAAAAAAAAAUUAAAAAAAAAAAAAAAUGAGAAAAGGAGAAAACAACAGUAAAAAAAAGAAAAGGAAAGAGAAAAAGCAGAAAGAGAGAGAAAGAGAAAAAAUACCUACAAAAAAAUAAUACAUCGAAUCUUCAUCGAUUUCAAAUUAGCAAUACCAAUAGAUCCCAAUGAAAAAAUAAUCAUUAAUAUACUUGAUACAAAUUUCGAAAGUUUCCAAAUCCUAUAUAUAUAUAGGUGAGUCACGAUUAAUUUUUCCUUCGCAUAUAACAUUAUUAUUAUCAUUAUUUCUGUCGUUAAUAUUUCCCUCCAUCCUCCCCCUGCCUCCGCCCACGGAGCACGAUUAUAAUUAAAAAUUUCCAUAAUGAAGGUGGAUAAAAUAUGUAGUAUGUAGUAGUAAAAUACGUGGACCCUGGGGAUAUAGAUCUCGUUAAAGAAAGCUAAUCGUAGAGACACGAGGACCGGGCGUGUCAUCUUGGUCGAUGGAUGCAAAAGCGCGAAACGCAGAAGAAGAGCUCUCUCUCUCUCUCUCUCUCUCUCUCUCUCUCUCUCUCUCUCUCUCUCUGUCUCUCUCUCUCUCUCUCUCUCUCUCUCUCUCUCUCUCUCUCUCUCUCUCUCUCUCUCUCUCUCUCUCUCUCUCUCUCUAGCCGCUCCGGGUAGCUUGUAAAUAAUUUUCGCAUCGUCGUCCGCGCGAAAUUCAAUCUGAAAAUGGACGAGGUGCCACCCAAGAGGCCGUUUUACGAUCUUGAUGACUGAUACCGUUGUACCUUCCUUGUAGGGAAUUUCUUCGGGCUUGAACAGCCGACAGUAAUCUGAGCGCAGUGCGGGCGAUGAGAAAUGUAUACUGACGUCACGCCGACACCAUCCUUGAUCAUUAUCAUUUUUUUUUCUCCUACUACUCGCGCGAACGCACGCCAGGUCGUGCACUUACUUAUGUAUAUAAAGUAGAUCCCUUUCAACCCUCCCACCCCUUCUUCUUCUUCUUCUUCUUCUCCUUCUUCUUCUUUUUCUUCUUCUGCUUCAUCUUCUUCGUUCUUACACUUUAAGAUUUCAAAUACGAGAUCGCCCUUGAAUCUGAGAAAAAAAUUCCAACGUACUAUGACGAUCGCGUGCAUUAAGUUCACUGCAAAAUGAGCCAACUUAUGUUUCACGACGGUAAUGCGAGACCUAUUCGAUCUAUUUAAUAUAAUAAAACUCGGCCGGUCGAAUCGAUGAGUGGCCAAGAAAAUAAAGGAUUCAAAUUUACCGUCCGAUUUUUCAUUUUCUUUCUAAGGCCGAUCCAAGGAAAAAUUAUAUAGCAUUUCAAGUGCCUUAAAAUAUGUUGUUCGACCGGUCGAGAGAUCCUUUUCGAGAUUCCAUUCGCUAAGAAUUCACUUUUCGUUGCUGAUUAUCAUGAGAGAUUAUCGUCGAUGAUUCGAUUAUUGAAAAAAUAAUCGAAUUAAUAUUAAUACAAAAACGAAAAAAAAAAUGUUAGAUAUAAUCGUUCGAUUUCCUCUUUGGAAAUAAAUCUCGCUAACGGUUCCUAGAUUCGUCCUAAAAUUCGUUAUAUUUUAUUGUUCGUGUUAACUUCGUUAUUAAAAAUUUCAUUGUUAAUAUAUUAACUAUUUACUUUUGUUCGUGCAUUAAAAAAAUGCAUCGAAUUAUAAUAUUGCAGGGUAGAAAGAGUUUCAUAUACGAAUAAUCUAUAUAAUCUUAUUAUAUCUAAGGAAUGCAACAAUAAUAAUUUUACUAACCUUUGCAUCGCUAUGACACCAAAAUAAUUAUUGCAUCAUUUUCCCCAUUAACAUAUAUUUAUAUGUAUAUAUAUAUUAAUUUUUUCCCCAUUAAUUAUAUCUAUAUAUUAGUGCAUAUAUAUAUAAAUGCACAAUUCUAUAUUUUUCUCGUAGCUUUUUUGUGAUAAAAGAAAGAAAAAAAAGAGUAAAAAAAUUAAAGGAAGAAGAAAAACAUACAAAAGUUAAUCUAUUACAACUGCAUUAUCAUAAAAAUGAUCAAUUACACAAAAACGAAUUUCGGAAAUGAUAAAAUAUAAAAAAAA
Messenger RNA from Vespa mandarinia (Asian giant hornet), 6622 nucleotides. RefSeq lists its product as uncharacterized. The record is from RefSeq and is a predicted model, not a curated record. Gene Ontology annotation, biological process: regulation of transcription by RNA polymerase II. Gene Ontology annotation, molecular function: RNA polymerase II cis-regulatory region sequence-specific DNA binding; DNA-binding transcription factor activity, RNA polymerase II-specific. Lineage: Eukaryota; Metazoa; Arthropoda; Insecta; Hymenoptera; Vespidae.